This is a messenger RNA of Adineta steineri, 1353 nucleotides long. The record is from the annotation of a GenBank genome assembly. NCBI's taxonomy places the organism in Eukaryota, Metazoa, Rotifera, Eurotatoria, Adinetida, Adinetidae.
AUGAAUCAUAUUACAUUACAUUCAACAAAUAUACCAAAAUCAUUAUUAUCUCAACAAAUAGAAAUUAAUUUUAAUAGUUCAAUUCUUAAUCUUUUACAAACAAAACGUCUUUUUACAUUACUUGAUUCACCUAUAUUAAUUAGUAGUAAAAAUUCAUUACCAACAUUAACUGUACUUCCAUUAAUAUUUUUAAUACGAUUAAAACAUGAAGCAAAACAACAUGGUUUAUAUUUACAUGAUAUAAGAUUAAGUGGUGGUGCUGCAUCAUUUAUUCUUGAUCCAACAGGUGAUUUAGCAUUUCGUGAUUUAGAUUUUUUAAUAUCAGUCAAUGAUGUGACAUCAGAAUCGACAUGGUCUAAUAUAAAAAAAGCUGUAUUUACAUCUUUACCAUUAUCAAAUAAAGAGAAUCAAUGUUUAUCAACAGAAAUCUAUACAGAUAAAAUGAUUCGUAUUAUUAAUGAACAUGAUCGUUGGGGUUUAAUAUCACUUCGAAAUGUUGAUGGUCGAAAUUUAGAAUUAAAAUUUGUUGAACAUAUGAAAAGACAAUAUCAAUUUUCCGUUGAUUCAUUUCAAAUUUUACUUGAUCCUUUAUUGAAUUAUAUUUAUCUAACAAAAAAAAUUGAUUUAUAUCCAUCAAUUAUUGUUCUAUCAAGUUAUGGAAAUAUUUCUGAAGCAUUUCAACAUUUACAUUAUCGUUUAAUAGCUGUUAAAGCACCUGAAGAAUUACGUGGAGGUGGACUUUUAAAAUAUUGUGAUUUAAUUGCGCGAGGUUUUCGUCCAGCAAAUCAAAUACAAAUGAAAGAUUUACAACGUUAUAUGUGUUCAAGAUUUUUUAUUGAUUUUAGAGAUUCAUUAACACAAGAACAAGUUUUAUUUAAAUAUGUUACAAGUCAUUUUGGAAUUGAUUAUGAUGUACGGUAUCGAUUUUUACGUUGUUUAUAUGAUGUUAUAUCAACUGAUAGUGUUUGGUUAAGUGCUUUUGAAAGAAUUUGUUUUUUACGAACGAUUUCAAUAAUGAUUUCAUCGAUUAUGCCAUUAAAAGUAGUUAAUAAUGUUAAACCAUUACUAAAAUCGACGUGUGCUUAUUCAUCAAAGAAAUCAACAUUAAAUCAGUCGUCAAGAAAAUAUUCUCCAACGUGUACAAUAUCAAAUCAAGAAUGUCUGACACCAUCUGUUCCAACAUCCAAUACUUUAAUUAAAUCACCAUCAGAAAAAUCAACAAAUCUUAUUCUUCUUUCUCCUACACCAAUGACAUCUUUAUCAUUUGAACAAAUAGAUAUAUUUGUUCAAAUAGUCAAUAGUCUUCGUACUGAACUUUUUCCUAAACUCAAUAAUUUUUUGUCCUCAAUGUAG